Molecule: messenger RNA, 1758 nt
Organism: Nematostella vectensis (starlet sea anemone)
Lineage: Eukaryota; Metazoa; Cnidaria; Anthozoa; Actiniaria; Edwardsiidae
Product: F-box/LRR-repeat protein 7
Exons: 1
Coding region: 132-1670 (512 amino acids)
Biological process (GO): SCF-dependent proteasomal ubiquitin-dependent protein catabolic process; positive regulation of protein ubiquitination
Cellular component (GO): SCF ubiquitin ligase complex
Molecular function (GO): protein binding
Source: RefSeq, a predicted model, not a curated record
UAAAAGAACGCAACAAUCACUGUACCGGACAUUCUACAGAGCGCGCCAUAAGAGAUCGUGCUAUUUAUGACGAAACUCGCCUCCAUUUAUGACGGGAUUAUGACAGAAGACGUCAAGAUCCAUCCAAAACGAUGUCCUCUAUUAAGAAGAAAAAAAAUGAGGUUGAAAUUAUUUCAAAUGAUAGCAAGAAACAAGAAAAGCCCUCGAUCGAGAGGUUACCAGAUAGCGUUCUACUGCAGGUUUUCUCAUUUCUUUCCCAGCGAAGUCUUUGUAAACUUGCGCUAGUGUGCAAGCGAUGGAGAGACAUCGCAUUUGAUGGCUCGCUUUGGCGCGACGUCAGUCUUGGUGGUCUGCGGCACUACUACAUACGAAGUCUGAUCGGCAAGCCCUUGGGGAGGCAACUUAAGAUUUUAUCCUUGUGGACAUGCACUGUCAGCCCUGAAAACAUUACUGCUUUGUCCAAGCACUGCCAGCAACUUGAGGAGUUCUACCUUCGACGAAACACGAUCAAGAUGCAGAAGAUGAGAAGCCUUAGACGACCGCGAUUUCCGCGGCUUUUGAUUCUAGAUGCCAGGGACCUGCAGGAAAACGCAGGCUUCGUGAUGAAAAUGAUACGAUACACGCCAAGCAUUGAAAAGCUUGCGUUAGACAGCAGCAUGGAUGGUUAUUUUGACUCUUCGGUUUUCGAGAACACGCCUCACUUACAAGCGCUUGACUGCUCGCGUUGUUUAGCUGUGGCCGACAAGGAUUUGGGCGUGGUUGCAAUGUCGUGUCCCAAGCUGGAAUACCUUACCUUGGUUCGAUGUUAUGGUAUCAGUGGCACUAGUUUGCCAAGCAUCAUACGCAGCUGUGUGCGUCUCAAGUCACUUUCCCUCGCUUACACUUCGGUGACAAACGAAGCCUUCCAGUCAUGCAACUUUCAGCACAGCGAGCUGAGAGAGCUUGAUUUGUCUCACUGCCCGGGAGUCAGCAGCACCGGGGUUUUAUCCGUAGUUACUAAACUCAAAGACAUGACUUAUCUUAACGUUAACGGCUGCAGUUACGGAUUCGGCGUAGAUAGACAGAUCCUGCGUGCGUUAACGUGUUACACAUCACUACAAGUACUAGACCGCGACGCACUCGAUACCACUCAAGGCGCUGACGACGACCUCGUCGCUAUCACUGAACGGUGCGCUAGACUCGAAGUUCUACGAAUAAACAAAGGCAUUGCCACAGUAAAUGGACUCAAGCAGUGUCUGAAGAACUUGACGCAUUUAAAGCGUUUCGGUAUCGUUAACUUUAGGCGGGAUUAUUUGGACCGCGGCAUGGAGGUGGAGCACGUGCUCAACGCCUUAGCAAGGUGCUGCUGCAAGCUGGAAGUGCUUGAACUUGGGGACUUUAGAGACAGGGAAAAUCGCAGGAAGAUUAACGCGUUUACAAGACUAAUGCGCAAGUGCCGAGCACUCAACAAGAUCGCGAUCUUUACGGAUAACAGGGACAUGUUCGUGAUGGCUGCAGAAGGGCGGAUCCGAGCCAAGCGAGAAAACAUUCGCCUCAUCCAGCCCACGAUGAUGUGUCCGACCCCUCGCGUCGUUACCCCCCUCCCCACGGGGUGUUUUGACCGGGUAGUGUACGGAGAUCGGUUCUGUACGGAUCACGACGAUCCGUGGAAGGCGAGGUUAUAUUUCUGACCAGUUUGAGAGCCCUUCAAUUAGUUCUUAUUUAACUUUAUUUAGUGCGUAAUUUAUAAGUUAAAUCGUAAUAAAUCAGUAAUAUAGA